AUGGGGAAAGCAGGUGGAAGAGUAGACUUUGAAUGGGUCUACAACGACCAGCCGCACACGUCGAGGAGGAAAGAGAUUCUUGCUAAAUAUCCGCAGAUCAAGUCUCUGAUGGGUCCAGACCCCCAGCUGAAGUGGGUCGUAUCCGGCAUGGUCCUUACCCAGCUCUUGGCCUGUUACCUAGUCCGUGACCUUUCCUGGAAGUGGGUUAUCUUCUGGGCCUACGCCUUCGGAGGCUGCAUCAAUCACUCCCUGACUCUGGCCAUUCACGACAUCUCUCACAAUGUCGCCUUCGGGAACAAGUUAGCAAAGUGGAACCGCUGGUUCGCCAUGUGGGCUAACCUGCCCAUCGGGGUGCCCUACUCUGCCUCCUUUAAAAAAUACCACAUCGACCACCACCGGUACCUGGGGGGCGAUCAGUUGGACGUGGACAUCCCCACAGACGCCGAAGGGUGGUUCUUCUGCACGCCGGCCAGGAAGGUGCUGUGGCUGUUCCUCCAGCCGCUCUUCUACGCCCUGCGACCGCUGGUGGUCAAUCCCAAGCCGGUGGGGCAGAUGGAGAUCCAGAAUGCAGUGGUUCAGCUCACCGCAGAUGCAAUCAUCUAUUAUUUCUGGGGUAUAAAACCCAUCGUUUACCUCGUCGCUGGAUCUAUCCUGUGCAUGGGAUUACACCCCAUCUCUGGGCAUUUCAUCGCGGAGCAUUACAUGUUCAUGAAGGGACACGAGACAUAUUCGUACUACGGACCGCUCAACUGGAUCACCUUCAACGUCGGGUAUCACAUGGAGCACCACGACUUCCCCAGCAUACCUGGAAGCAAGCUUCCUCUGGUCAAACAAAUCGCAGCAGAGUAUUACGACUGCCUCCCCCAGCACACUUCCUGGUCCCGGGUUCUGUGGGACUUUGUGUUUGACGACAGCAUUGGACCGUAUGCCAGAAUCAAGCGGGAAUACAAGCUGAGCAAACAGGAAUAGAUCCACAAACAUCUGAUCAGCACAGAAAAACUCCAGAGAAAUGUCCAUUUUAAUUAAAAAAAAAAUAUAUUAAUAUUUCGUAGGUUGUGUCUGAAUGCAAAACUGUUGGACACCCGCGCAGUCUUGUAUUCAUGUUACUAUUGGGGAAAAAAAGGAUUUUUCACAUUUUAUUGAUGUAGAAAUUCAGCUCCCAACAGCUGGAUGGUUCUCUUAUCAACUCGUGGUCCUGCUACAAACCUUUAGCUGCAAUGAAAAAAAAAAAAAACUGUGCAUGACUGGCAAAUAUUUCCUCAUUUAGAAUCUGGAAACUUUUGCAGAACUGGUUGUUAGUUCCUUAUCUUACUUGCAAGAAUUAGACAGGUUUUCUAAAAAAAAAAAAAAAAAAAAAAAGAAGGAAAAAAAAAAGAGUUUUGGAAAGGUAGAAAAACAGUCCGGUACCUUGAUUCUGUUUCAGCACCCAGAACUGAGCUGAAGAUGGAAAAAAGUGUUAAAAAAUCUUUUUUUUUUUAACAAAGAAGACCUUUUUUUCAUCAAUGACGCCUCGUUCUGCAAGUUUGCAACUCCGUUAUGCUGUAAAUACUCCCGAUUACAUCUGGAGGAAGUGAACAUAGUUAUAAAAAGGUUUUUUUUACUCUGUAUGUUAUUUUCAAUAAAAUCUGUUCUCCGUGA
This is a messenger RNA of Oryzias melastigma (Indian medaka), 1638 nucleotides long. It is a transcript of the gene degs2, whose product is annotated as delta(4)-desaturase, sphingolipid 2. The transcript has 3 exons. Gene Ontology annotation, molecular function: sphingolipid delta-4 desaturase activity. Bases 1 to 969 code for a protein of 322 amino acids. Gene Ontology annotation, cellular component: membrane. The record is from RefSeq and is a predicted model, not a curated record. NCBI's taxonomy places the organism in Eukaryota, Metazoa, Chordata, Actinopteri, Beloniformes, Adrianichthyidae. Gene Ontology annotation, biological process: sphinganine metabolic process; ceramide biosynthetic process.